Messenger RNA from Clarias gariepinus (North African catfish), 1006 nucleotides. Its product is annotated as phospholipase A2-like. NCBI's taxonomy places the organism in Eukaryota, Metazoa, Chordata, Actinopteri, Siluriformes, Clariidae. The record is from RefSeq and is a predicted model, not a curated record. Gene Ontology annotation, biological process: arachidonate secretion; phospholipid metabolic process; lipid catabolic process. Gene Ontology annotation, molecular function: phospholipid binding; calcium ion binding. Bases 59 to 511 code for a protein of 150 amino acids. The transcript has 4 exons.
CACCUGUUGAAGUUCAGUAUAUUGGCUCCACAGUAGUUGCACUGCUUUAAUUCCUACAAUGACUAUGCUGUAUUGGACAUUCCUGCUCCUCUCAGUCAGUACUGCUUCAUUGGCAGACGAGAGGUCUGGGAGGGGUAAGAGAAAUGUACGUGACCUUGGUGGUGUCAUCAAAUGCACCACAGGCAGGGAGGCCUCAUCCUAUCUGGGUUAUGGAUGCCAUUGUGGGCUCGGAGGAAAUGGCUCACCCAAAGACCAGACAGACUGGUGUUGCCACAAGCAUGACUGCUGCUACGAUAAAGUGAAUGCUGCAGGCUGCAGGACCCUGACUAACAAAUAUCGUUGGACUUGUACGAACAACCAGGUUAACUGUGGUUCCAUCACUGACCGAUGUGACAAAAUCCUCUGCCAGUGUGACAGCGAAUUUGGCCAGUGUAUAAGAAAUGCCCCUUACAACAAAAAAUAUGCCUUUUGGUCAAACCUUCUCUGCCAUUCUAGCACUCCUGGAUGCUAGAUGAUGUAACAAUCUAUCUGUUGGGUGCAUGAUUUAUGGUACACUUUUUUCCUGCUUUUAUUGAUCUAUGAUUAUUUCAGUCAUACGCAUAGUCUUUUUCUAGUACUUUUAGGACAAUAGAAAAAAAUUGCAGAAUACCUACAAAUAAUUCCAUACUGAUGAUCUGAAGUGUGUGUGUGUGUGUGUGUGUGUGUGUUUGAGAGAUAAAGUAUUCAUAAAAAUAUAUAUCAGUGAUAAAAUAACUGUGAGAGGUAAAAUGGAUCCUUAUCCAAGCUUUUCUAUAUCAAGGAGUUUAUUCACACAUUUAAGUAAUCCAAAUAUGUUAAAUUAAAGAGGCAUUUGGGUAAAUUAUAUACUUUUUACCCUUGUUCAAGAGAACAGUCUCAGAAAAAUACAUCUUAGUUUCACAUACAGAGCCCACACAUUUCUAUGCCAAGGAAAGGAUUAACGAAACAAAUACAUGCACAUGAAAAGUGUAUCAUUGCAAAUGCACAC